CACUCAGCACAGAGACAUCAAAGAGUUUGUAAGACCAAAAAAAAAUGGUGAAAUCAAAGAAAGAAGAUCUAAAUCAGUUUCUGAUUUCUCAUCUCAACACCAUCUAUGAUACUCUCCAGUUGUUCGAUGGAACAGCGUCUCCUACAGCGGAUAAAUUUAAUUGGAAUGAUGUUCUUCAGAUGUCUGAUCACCUCUCUAAACAAGCCACCAUAGUGGGAAUGCUAUGGACUGGAGAAUCUCCAAAAGCUGAAUCACUUACAGAGACAAUGGAGUCUUACUUCAAUGCUCUUCAAGGGUUUUUGCUUUGUUGCCAUGGAAGCACAGUUGGUGCUGGUACUACUUUGUCUUCAAUCAUACAUGUUUCUGUUAAGCAAAUCGUCGAUUCCAGCUUCAGAUUGUUGCAGGGUUCUGUCUGCUUAUACGAGGGAUCAUAUGAAAAGGAUAAGAAGCCUUCUAUUCCUCAGCUUUCGGGAGUGGUGUGGGAGGCAUGCUCCAGUUUCAAGAAGGUUCCUGCAACAAACAUUACUGCUAUUGGUAGGGCUAUUACACAAGUUGCGGUGUCUAUGAAGGAUGUUCUUAGGGAGAUGAAAGAAGUGAAGCCAGCUUGUCCUUCAUCUGAAUGUGAGGCAUCUGGUGAUAAUAUGUCAGGUGAUGAUGAUGAUGAAGAUUUAGGCGAUAAUUUGUCUCCUGAAGAAAUGGAAGUUGCUACAAUUGUUGCUGAGAUUGUGUCUGAGACGAUCUCGGUGAUUAAAGAACUCAUUCGAGUUAUCAGUGGCAUGAUUAAGCUGGAGAAUCCGAAGGAUAAUAGCGGGUUUGUGGAGUCGCUUGAGAAGCUACUGAAGCUGUGUCGAGGAACCGGAGUACAAAUCGAUGAGCUUGGAGCUUGUGUCUAUCCACCUCAGGAGACUGAAAAAAUGAAGCAAACUGUGAAGAUAAUACAGGGAAACCUUGACGAAGUUGAGGCUGAAGUUAAGGGUUUGAAGAGUUCCACAGAUGGAUUUUCGGGUGCUUGCGGAAAGCUGCGAAACUUGUUGAAACAUAUGGAAACUGAAUUGGGCAACAGAUCCGAAGCAGAGCUAGUUGUUGAAAUGCAGAAUGUUACUCUUGGCAAUUAGAAAGUUUGGAUUUCUGCAAUCGAGUUUGUUUUUUGUUUCAGUAGCUAGCUUCUGUUGGAAAGUGUGGCUUCUGUUAACAUUCAUGUAAUAUGUAUUGUUCAAUGUGUUUUUGAAUACGUUUCCUCAAUUUAUAGAUAUGGAGCUUAGAUUUUGUUUAGGUAUCUUCCCAACUUGGAAUUUCAUUUUGGAAAUUAGAUA
This is a messenger RNA of Capsella rubella, 1313 nucleotides long. RefSeq lists its product as uncharacterized. Gene Ontology annotation, biological process: regulation of cell cycle. NCBI's taxonomy places the organism in Eukaryota, Viridiplantae, Streptophyta, Magnoliopsida, Brassicales, Brassicaceae. The record is from RefSeq and is a predicted model, not a curated record. Gene Ontology annotation, cellular component: nucleus. The transcript is spliced from 4 exons. Bases 45 to 1115 code for a protein of 356 amino acids.